GAUGAAUGCUAGCUCUCGCCGCACGCGAACAGUCACCAAUUUUCAACAAAGCCCGUACUGACACCGAUGAACGCAAGAUCGUCACCAAUUCUAUUCCGCACAUGAAUUGCGCGCGAUGGCAACCAUGGCAGGGCACGGUGUUGAAGCUGUUGAUGAAUUUGGAAGCCUGAUGGAGGAGAUGCUGGACAAAGCGCAAGAGGUCAAGCAGACGGAUACGGUGGAUCCUCCAUUGAACAAAUCCGAUCUGGCAGACUCAUUCGAGGAAAUUCUGUCUAUCUUCUCUCCUACGACCUCUGCCGAUUUCAAGAAGCAUGUCAUCGAGACUGCUAUCCGACCCAUAUUCUACAACCUACUGGCCACUACAUCUAUCGAUUCGCCCUCUUUCGUGAGACUGUGGAACCUGUUCGACAUAAUAUCGAUCCUCUCCGAUGAUGAACAUACUGAGUCUGGUCUCCUGUUCUGGCUUGUGGAAGAGCUCCUGGAUAGCCAGACAAUUGCAGGAUGCCGAAAAAUAUUCGAUUUUCUAGAGUCAAGAAGAGAACGAAUUACCGCCAAGCAUUUUCAGUCGAAGAAUUUGGUCAUUCUUAGAAGCUGCAACGAACUUCUGCGACGACUUUCUCGCGCCGAAGAUACAGCUUUCUGUGGGAGAGUUUUUAUCUUUCUAUUCCAAAGCUUCCCCCUUGGAGAUAGAAGUUCCGUCAACCUUCGUGGCGAAUACCACACGGAAAAUGUUACGGCCUUCGAGCAACUACCUCCCAAGGAGGCGGCCACGAUGGAAGUAGACUCCGAUACCAGCUUGAAGCCCCCUGCGCCAGUUGCGAAGAUCGCGAAUGGAGCUUCUAAGAAAUCAUCCGAGGAUUUUACUACCGGUGCCAAGGGAGUCACGUUUCAGAAAGUUGAGAAACCCAUGGCCUCUGAUGAGCUAUAUCCUAUCUUCUGGGCUCUCCAACAGAAUUUCAGCCAACCAAAGAGAUUAUUUGACUCCAAACAUCCUGAGAACUUUGCAGAUUUCAAAUCUGGACUCGAGGCUACAAUGGCUGUGUUCAAGUCUGUUCAAGCGGAGAAUUCUGGACGUCCCUCCAAAGUUAUUGACGAAAGUAAAAGGGGUACAAAGAGGAAGCGAGGGUUGGGAGAUGAUGACUUGGCUAAUGCUUUCAACCCGAAAUAUCUGACAAGCCCAGAUCUGUUUGAAUUAGAGAUCAGUGAUUUGUCUUUUCGGAGACAUAUAUUAGUGCAAGUUCUCAUUAUCAUGGAAUUUCUCUUGUCCCUCAGCGCCAGAGCAAAGGCCAAAUUGGCUAGAGCCUCGCUACCUGAUAACGCAAACAAGUCUGUCAUGUAUGCUGAUUGGACCUUAAGUGAAGACGAUACGAAAUGGGCUAUUGAGACAAAGUCAUCUGUUGCAGACUAUCUGAAGCAGGGUUACGAAGGUCCAUUCUAUCACCGUAUGAUCGAAACUGUUCUCUCAAGAGACAAGAACUGGGCUCGUUGGAAAGUGGAAAAUUGCCCUUCGAUUGCUCGGCCUGCUAUCGCGCCCGAUGAUUACGCUAGCGCAAAAGCCUCAGCCCGGAGAACUACCAACAAGAGGGUGAAACUAAACUCCCUUGGUUCACUAGAUUUGAAGUUCCUUCGAGAAAGUGAUAAUCGCAGCAACAUUGACAGGUUAAAAGACAGCUCCAGAUACGCUGUCCCUUCAGUAAAGACAUACGAGGCCGGCAUCUUGGACGACGACUUCGACAUCGACCGCGCCCAAGGUGAAGAAGCGAAACAGGCUCCAAUCGAAGCUAAAGCUAGUAAGAGUUGGCGUGCUUUGCGAAUCGCGACUGGAAGCAAACUUGUGGCUUUCGACAAGAUCGAGAGCUCAGAGAAGAUCGACGACAUCUUCAAAGACGACCCGAAGCCCGAAGAGCCUGUCAUCAACAACGAAGAAGAAUCAGAAGCCAUGGAUACCAAUAUUGCCCCGACAGAUCGACGACCAAUCAUCAUCUCUGGUCCCAGCGGUGUAGGAAAAGGUACAAUGGUGAACAUGCUCAUGGAUAAGCAUCCCAAAGCCUUCGGCAAGAAAGCCUCUCACACUAUCAGAGCACCUCGAGAAGGAGAAGUGCAUGGUCAACAUUACUACUUCAUCACCAAGGAGGAAUUCGAUAUCAUGCGUGAUGGUGACCAGUUCUUGGAGUACAACAACUUCAACGGCAAUGACUACGGCACAAGCCGAAAGGUGGUGGAGGCUAUUAUUGCUCAAGGCAAGGUACCUGUUCUGGAGAUGGAUUACCACGGAAUUCAACAACUCAAAGAUCAAGGAUACGCCUCUCGAUUCAUCUUCCUUGCUCCACCUGAUAUACCUACGCUCGAAGAACGCCUUAAGCGCCGUGGAUUAGACGAUUCCGAGAAGAUCAAGCAGAGACUCGAGAUUGCUCUCAAGGAGAUUGAGCAAUCCCAAGUUGAGGGUUUCCAGGAUAAGAUCAUCAUCAAUGACGAUAUUGGAGCGACCUAUAAGGCGCUAGAGGACUACAUCUUCGGUCAUGAAGGUAGCGAUCAAGUUGCCACAGUCGAAGAAGUAACCAGUAUCGAAGAUAAUGGUGAGAAUGGUCAUUCUGCUCCAGCCGUCACUGAGAUCGUGACCGAGGAUGCUGCUGAAUAAGGAGCACAUAUGGGACCUUGAAUUUACCUAUACCUGUACAAUAUGCGGCGUUUUCGGAUGCAUCAAGAUCGAUCUUGCAUAGCGAGGAUAUGGGAACUAAAAAUGCUAUGACAUGGCGUUCAUGAAUGCAAGAUACCAUCUACGGCUUUCUCCU
Molecule: messenger RNA, 2792 nt
Organism: Mollisia scopiformis
Lineage: Eukaryota; Fungi; Ascomycota; Leotiomycetes; Helotiales; Mollisiaceae
Exons: 5
Coding region: 116-2638 (840 amino acids)
Biological process (GO): mRNA export from nucleus; purine nucleotide metabolic process; regulation of DNA-templated transcription elongation
Cellular component (GO): THO complex part of transcription export complex
Molecular function (GO): GMP kinase activity
Source: RefSeq, a predicted model, not a curated record